Messenger RNA from Gambusia affinis (western mosquitofish), 1701 nucleotides. It is a transcript of the gene lrrc51, whose product is annotated as leucine rich repeat containing 51. Bases 109 to 663 code for a protein of 184 amino acids. The record is from RefSeq and is a predicted model, not a curated record. Gene Ontology annotation, molecular function: protein binding. NCBI's taxonomy places the organism in Eukaryota, Metazoa, Chordata, Actinopteri, Cyprinodontiformes, Poeciliidae. The transcript is spliced from 5 exons.
GUUGGUUACCUUGGAAUCCGACUGUUGUGUGUAAAGACUGCUUCAGCAAAGAAGAACCCCACCGUAACGUCAAUUUGAACAUCUAUUACACGGUUAUUGAAAGUGUCCAUGGAUAAGAUUAUGUGUGGAGCUCCGGUGGAUUUAUCUUUCAGAAGUCUCAGCAGAUUGACAGAUGCUUGGACAGAGACUCCCCACAGCAGCCUUCGACCUUUAAAAAAAAAUUCAGAAAAUAAAUAUCUUAGCUGCUCCCUCCGUCUCAGUAACAACAGCAUCAUUGACCUGUGUGACCUCCAUCAAACAGUGAGCCACUUCCUGGCUGAACCCUCAAGUCUCGCCUGGCUGGACCUCUCCUUCAACAAACUCUCACAUAUAGAUAAGGUUUUGUGCGAGUUGCAUGGACUGCGUGUGUUAUAUCUUCAUGGAAACAACAUUUCUACUCUGUCAGAGGUGGACAGGUUGGGUGUGCUCCCCCAUCUUCACUCCAUCACUCUACAUGGAAACCCUAUAGAGACAAACAAGGCUUACAGGAAUCAUGUGAUUUCUGCGUUGCCGCAGUUAAAAACGAUGGACUUCAGUGCUGUGACACAGCAGGAGCGAGUCCUGGCAAAGCUGUGGCAUCAAAGCAACUCCCGCUGCAGAAGCAGCAAGAAGAGCCUUCACUGAAUGCCAGUGUGUGGAAAUCAUAACUCAAUUCAUAAGCUUCUCUGCAAGAAAACAGAUUUUUAAAUAGGCACAUUUGCCACCAGUAUUUGAACUAAAAUUAGUGUUGUAAAUAUUUUUUGUAAUUUAAUGUCACAAUUUGAGGUUUCUGUGCUGAAAAUAGAAAAAUAAAUAACUGAAAUUGUGUUUUUUGUUUGAGAACAUCACUGAAAGCUACUCGUUUCACAUUUUAGCCAGUAUUGACUUGCACUUUUUUAAAUUUAAUCAUGGCAUGGAAUAUGAGUUUAGCCAAUUAUGAAGUUUAAGUUCAAACGUCUCAGAACGUACAAGUGCAUCUCACCUGCAAGUUGAAUAAUGUUGAACAGUUAUGCUAUUUCAAUAAUCUUAAUGUAAACCUGAAAUAUUUAAUGGAUUUAUUACAUAGAGAGUGUUAUAUUUUUAAGUGUUUAUUUCUAAAAAAAAUAUAAUUAUUAGGGAUUACAAGUAAUGAAACCCCAACAUUCAGUUCCUCACAUAAUUAAGAGAUCAUGCAAGACCAAUAAAGAUAUAUUACAUAGAAAUAUUAUGUCUGACAAAAAUCAUCGGAAAGGCUGCCCACUUGACAGUUGUUCAUCAGGGAGUUAUUGAGCCUCUCCACAGGGAGGUUGAACACAAAGACCUAAGAAUCACCGCAAGUCAUUUACAGUUCAUGUUCUGGUACAAAACAAUCCAGAACGUGGACUAUAACUUUCCUAUUCCUGGUUUUAAACCGCUGCUGCACCAGAGACGUCAGAAAUAUCUUACACGGACUAAGAAGGAAAAGAAGUAAAUUUUUGCUUAGUGGACCAAUUUGCUUGACUGACAAGCAAAUUCUCCUGAUAUAAACUUACAAACAAUCCAGGAGGAAUUGUCUAAGAAACAAAACUUGGGGGUUUUAUUAGCCGUAGGCUAUAAUCCUCCAAUUCUAAAUCCUAAAAAUAUAUGAAUAUAUGUAUACAAUGUAAUAAUUACUUUUUGAAUGACUGAAAUAGAGCAACAUUUCAAUGUUAUGCUAUUAUAUGA